UCUUCGGUAAAUCAAGGCGAUCCAUCAAUUCUUCUUUUCGCUUGUGUGCAGAUAGACGUCCGCCUUUUAUCCCCCGCUGGAAGAUAAACCGGCUAAGGAGUCGCCGUUUUUUCAAUCACAGUCCAUCCGGCGGAGGAUACCGCUAUAAUGGGUGUUUUUAACGGAACCGGACUUUAUAGCAGUUUUCGUGCGCGCAGAUUCUGAUAGAAAAAAAAAAACAAGCCGUCUUGACGCCCGCUAGCUAGCGUUUAGUUCUCGCCACUGUCCGUGUGGUGUCGGUGCUGUUUUGGUGAGAGUGCCCUCAAACGAGGGAUAUAUAAGGAGUCUUACUGGGAGACGGUCCUAAACCGCAAACAUGUCUGGGGCGUCUGUAAAAGUCGCUGUUCGAGUUCGGCCCUUCAACUCCAGGGAGACGAGCAAGGACUCAAAAUGUAUCAUUCAGAUGCAAGGCAACACCACAACUAUCCUCAACCCAAAAGCCCCAAAGGAACCAGCAAAGACCUUCAGUUUUGAUUACUCCUACUGGUCGCACACCACACCGGAAGACCCCAGCUUCGCGUCACAAAACCUCGUGUAUAAUGACAUUGGCAAGGAAAUGCUGCAGCAUGCUUUUGAGGGCUACAACGUCUGUAUCUUUGCAUAUGGCCAGACAGGAGCUGGCAAAUCCUACACUAUGAUGGGCAAGCAGGAGGAGGGACAGGAAGGAAUCAUUCCCAUGCUAUGUGAAGAUCUCUUUGAGAAAAUCAAUGAGGACAGCAACAAAGAGGAGCUCUCCUACUCAGUAGAGGUCAGUUACAUGGAGAUCUACUGCGAGCGAGUGCGAGAUUUGCUCAAUCCUAAGAACAAAGGGAACCUGCGAGUUCGAGAACACCCGCUACUGGGUCCCUAUGUAGAGGACCUGUCCAAGCUAGCUGUCACCUCCUACACAGACAUCGCUGACCUGAUGGAUGCAGGCAACAAGGCCAGAACUGUGGCUGCCACCAACAUGAAUGAGACCAGCAGCAGGUCCCAUGCGGUUUUCACCAUUGUCUUCACACAGAGGAAACACGACAGCGAGACAGACCUCUCCACAGAAAAGGUCAGUAAAAUUAGUCUGGUAGACUUGGCAGGGAGUGAGCGAGCAGAUUCCACUGGAGCUAAAGGUACCAGGCUAAAGGAGGGAGCAAACAUCAACAAAUCUCUCACCACGUUAGGAAAAGUUAUCUCUGCCCUGGCUGAAGUGGACAACUGUACCAGCAAGAGCAAGAAGAAGAAGAAGACUGACUUCAUCCCGUACAGAGACUCUGUUCUCACGUGGCUGCUGAGGGAGAACCUCGGUGGAAACUCCAGAACAGCUAUGGUAGCUGCCCUCAGUCCUGCAGAUAUCAACUACGAUGAAACCCUCAGUACACUCCGCUAUGCUGACCGAGCCAAGAACAUCAAGUGCAAUGCUGUCAUCAAUGAGGAUCCCAACAAUAAGUUGGUGCGUGACCUGAAGGAUGAAGUGGCUCGACUGAAGGAGCUGCUCCGUGCCCAGGGCCUGGGAGACAUCCUGGACAUUGAUCCUAUGGGGGAUGAUUGCCCAGGAAGUGGAAUCAAAUCCCCUAUUGGUUCCCUGACAGCCUCUCCAUCCUCUGGCUCACUAAGCAGCCAGGGAGGCCUGCAGUCAGUCACCAGCAUCCAAGAGCGCAUCAUGUCCACACCUGGAGGAGAGGAGGCCAUUGAAAGACUCAAGGAAUCAGAAAAGAUCAUCGCAGAACUCAAUGAAACCUGGGAAGAGAAACUGCGAAAGACUGAAGCAAUCCGCAUGGAAAGGGAGGCUUUGCUUGCAGAGAUGGGUGUGGCCAUCCGUGAAGAUGGAGGCACUUUGGGUGUAUUCUCUCCUAAAAAGACUCCACACUUGGUGAACCUGAAUGAGGAUCCUCUCAUGUCAGAGUGUCUGCUCUAUUACAUCAAAGACGGAAUUACAAGGGUGGGUCAGGCCGAUGCUGAGAGAAGACAGGACAUUGUUUUAAGUGGUGCUCAUAUCAAAGAAGAACACUGCAUCUUCCGCAGCGAAAGGAAUGCCAACGGAGAUGUCAUUGUGAUGCUGGUGCCCUGCGAGGGAUCAGAAACCUACGUCAACGGCAAGCGUGUUGAGGAUGCAAUCCAGCUUCGUUCAGGCAACCGUAUUAUUAUGGGAAAGAACCAUGUGUUCCGGUUCAACCACCCAGAGCAGGCCAGAGCUGAAAGAGAGAAGACGCCAUCCGCCGAAACCCCUGUGGAGCCGGUGGAUUGGACGUUUGCACAGAGAGAGCUCCUGGAAAAACAGGGCAUUGACAUGAAGCAGGAAAUGGAGAAAAGACUCACUGAGAUGGAAAUCUUGUACAAAAAAGAGAAGGAAGAGGCAGAUCAGCUUCUGGAACAACAGCGGCUGGUUUACGAGAGCAAAUUGCAGGAACUUCAGAAACAGGUGGAGACUCGUUCUCUGGUAGCCGAAACACCUGAUGAAGAAGAGUUGGAGGAGGAAGAAGAAGAGGAAGUGCCGUGGACUCAGCACGAGUUUGAGCUGGCUCAGUGGGCGUUCAGGAAGUGGAGGUACCAUCAGUUCACCUCCCUGCGUGACCAGCUGUGGGGGAACGCGGUGUACCUGAAAGAGGCUAAUGCGAUUAGCGUGGAGCUGAAGAAGAAAGUCCAGUUCCAGUUCGUCUUGCUGACAGACACGCUGUACUCUCCGUUGCCCCCUGAGCUCCUGUCGCCAGAGCCAGAGAAAGAGCGUGACCCCAGACCUUUCCCUCGCACCGUGGUGGCCGUAGAGGUUCAAGAUCUGAAGAAUGGAGCCACGCACUACUGGUCCCUUGAAAAACUCAAGCAGCGGCUGGACCAGAUGAGGGAGAUGUAUGACCGCGCCGGAGAAAUGGCCUCCACUCACCAGGAGGAUGGCGAAGGCUCUCUGACAGGAAACGACCCCUUCUACGACCGUUUCCACUGGUUUAAACUUGUCGGGAGCUCCCCCAUCUUCCACGGUUGCGUUAAUGAGCACCUGGCCGACCGCACGCCCUCGCCCACGUUCUCCACCACCGACUCUGAGAUCACAGAGCUCGCCGACGAGCGCCAGAGCGAGAUGUCCGACUUGAUCGACGACGAGGCGUUUGUGGACGACACCAGCUCGGACGCCGGCACCGAGGAGGGCUCGGACAUCUUCAGUGACGGCCAGGACCCCUUCUACGACCGCUCCCCGUGGUUCAUCCUGGUGGGAAGAGCUUUCGUGUACCUGAGCAACCUGCUGUACCCCGUACCACUGGUUCACCGUGUUGCCAUAGUAACAGAGAAGGGCGAGGUGCGUGGUUUCCUGCGCGUGGGGGUCCAGGCUAUAGCUGCUGACGAGGAGGCUCCAGACUACGGGUCAGGAGUUAGACAGUCAGGAACCGCCAAGAUUUCCUUUGAUGAUGAAUACUUCAAAAAGAACGACUUUCCUUCUACGGUUAUGACCCGCUCCGGCUUGUCUCUGGAAGAGCUUCGCAUUGUGGAGGGCCAGGGUCAGAGUUCAGAGGUCAUCACCCCCUCAGAGGAGCUCAACAGAAUCAAUGACAUGGACCUCAAGCUGGGAAACAUUGCAGACACCAAGCUGAGUCAUGGCGACGGGCUGGCAGGCCAGCUGGAGGUGGGCAGUAUCUUUACCUUUCGUGUUACUGUGCUCCAGGCUAGCGGAGUUCCACCUGAGUACGCCGACAUCUUCUGCCAAUUCAAUUUCCUGCAUCGCCACGAUGAGGCUUUUUCCACUGAGCCUCUGAAGAACGCCGGCAAAGGAGCUCCUCUGGGCUUUUACCACGUCCAGAAUAUUUCAGUCGAGGUCACGGAGUCCUUUAUUGAAUACAUCAAGAGCAAACCCAUCGUGUUUGAAGUGUUCGGCCACUACCAGCAGCACCCACUGCACCUUCACGGCCAGGACCUGAUCAGUCCUCCAACCCCAUCGAGGAAAUACUACCCCAUCCCCAUGCCUCUGUCUAAACCAGUUCCAGCCACCAAGCUGAACACCAUCACCAAGUCCAACCUGGGUCAGUGUGUCAGCAAGUAUGAUCUGCUGGUCUGGUUUGAGAUCAGCGAGCUGGAGCCCACUGGAGAGUACAUCCCAGCUGUAGUGGAUCACAGUGGAGGACUGCCCUGCCAUGGCACCUACCUGCUGCACCAGGGGAUCCAGCGGAGAAUCACGGUGACUCUCAUCCAUGAGAAGGGUAGCGAGCUCCACUGGAAGGACGUUCGCGAGCUGGUUGUGGGUCGUAUCAGGAACAAGGCUGAAGUGGACGAUAGUGCAGCGGAUGCUGUCCUGUCCCUUAACAUCAUUUCUGCCAAGAACAUCAAGUCAUCCCACAACACCAACAGGACUUUCUAUCGUUUUGAGGCAGUGUGGGACAGCUCCCUGCACAACUCCCUCCUGCUAAACCGAGUCACUCCUUAUGGAGAGAAGAUCUACAUGACCUUGUCUGCAUAUCUGGAGCUGGACCACUGCAUCCAGCCUGCAAUUAUUACCAAAGACAUCUGCAUGGUCUUCUACUCCCGAGACGCCAAGAUCUCUCCUCCCCGUUCUCUCAGGAACCUCUUCGGGAGUGGAUACUCCAAAACUCCUGACUGCAACCGAGUCACUGGCAUCUACGAGCUGAGCUUGUGCAAGAUGUCUGACACCGGAAGUCCAGGGAUGCAGAGGAGGAGGAGGAAGAUCCUGGACACAUCAGUGGCUUAUGUGCGAGGAGAGGAGAACCUGGCCGGGUGGAGGCCCAGAGGAGACAGCCUAAUCCUGGAGCACCAAUGGGAGCUGGAGAAAAUGGAGCAGCUGCAUGAGGUGGAGAAGACCCGUCAUCUCCUCCUGCUGAGGGAGAAGCUGGGAGAGGCAGCUCCAGUGGGAACAGCUCCGACCACCAAGUCCCUGAGCGAGAGUCUGUCGCCCAGCAUGAGCUCAGGCACCCUGUCCACCUCCACCUCCAUCUCCUCGCAGAUCUCCAGCACCACCUUUGAAAGUGCCAUCACGCCCAGCGAGAGCAGCGGCUACGACUCCGCUGACAUCGAGAGCCUGGUGGAUCGUGAGAAGGAGCUGGCUACUAAGUGCCUGCGCCUCCUGACACACACCUUCAACAGUGAAUACAACCAGGUGGUCAACAGCAUCAGUGACUGCAAGCUCUCUGACAUCUCACCCAUGGGACGUGACACAUCAGUGACCAGCUUCAGCAGUGCCACCCUCACCCCCUCCUCCACCUGCCCCUCUCUGUCCGACUCCCGCUGUGGCUCCAUAGACCAGAAGACCCCAGAGAACAGCUCUCGUGCCUCCAGUCCUUCCUGCUCAGACUAUGAAAACUUUCCAAUGGUUCCCACUCUGGAGACGUCCUACCUUGCCCGAGCUGGAAAGAACGAGUUCCUCAACUUGGUGCCUGAUAUUGAAGAAAUGAGGCCAGGAUCUGUUGUGUCCAAGAAGGGUUUCUUGAGCUUCAUGGAGCCACGCUCAAACUCGUGGGUGAAGCACUUUGUGGUUGUUCGCCGGCCCUACGUCUUCAUCUACAACAGUGACAAGGACCCAGUGGAGCGAGGCGUCCUCAACCUCUCCACAGCGCAGGUGGAAUACAGCGAAGACCAGCAGGCCAUGCUUAAGACUCCCAACACGUUUGCUGUGUGCACAAAACAUCGAGGAAUCCUCCUGCAGGCCAACAACGAGAAAGACAUGAACGACUGGCUGUACGCCUUUAAUCCUCUGCUAGCAGGAACGAUAAGAUCUAAGCUGGCGAGGAGGCGCAGCGGCCUGACGAAGAACUGAGUGAGUCGAGUGGCGCACAGGAAACCACGGCUUCCAUUCUUUCUGAAAAGCCUUUGAACAUACCAAGUGUUAACACUUAUUAAUCAUUGUGAUUCUUGACGGUUUUCUCUUGUAAGUAGACUUGUGGCUUAAGUCUCCUUUCAUGCGACUAAAAGUUUCAGUUCCAGACAAAUUUGCCUCUCCCCCCCUCCCCCCUUCCUCCUCCAGCCACCCUCUGCCGACUUAGCUUUCCUCCUCUCUAUUUCCUCCCCCCUCAGCUUUUUGUGUUUCUGUUUUUUAUGACGAUGUUUGGGUCUAAUUUUCGUCCCGCUUUGUUGUCAUUCCCAAACUCCCCUAACUAGUAGCAUGUUGUAGUAGUCUACUUGUGUGUGCACGACUCUUCAGAAGCUGUUCUUUCUGGCCACUAAUUUUCAGUUUGCCAAUCAUCUCUGUAAAAAAGCGAGAAAAAAAAUGUCUAUAUCAGUGUUAUUUGUCUCCCAAAACAACUUUUAUUUUUGGGUUGUUGUUUUUUUUUAUAUAUUAUGCUGGCAUGUUAACUGCAGCAGUCCUCAGGAGAAGACCAACUUUAAUCACUGGAAGAAAAAAAAAGAAACAAAUCAGAUAACCUACUGUUGAAAUCAUGAAGGGAAUAAGUACAAAUAUCUCCAAGUGAUGUAUUAGUUUAUGCUCUGCUACAUGAACUAUUGCUGCUAAGAAAUUUCUAGGGAUUUUUUUUUGUUUUCUCGUCAUGAGAUUUGCAUCAGGCCGCUGCCUCUUCCUAAAGCAGACUCCCGCCUCCCCUCCGAACCGUCUCCUAAACAAAAAGCUCUAAAUUUGUCAGCGAGACAUGAGGGCAGGAAUGGAUUUCUUGGUGAUAUUUAGAUCCAACUCCUCAGUCUGUGUACAUAACUCCAAAAAAAAAAAACCCCAAUAGUGCCAGUGUCAGUCAGUCAGUUAGUCAGUGAGUAAGCACUCAUGCAUUUGUGUCAACAUCGAAAAAUUCACGCUACAACGAGCAAAAAAUGUAAGAAUCUCACAUCUCCGCGGAUUUGUUCCUGCAGGAGUAGAUAUUUGUUGUUUUUGCUUUUUUCAUCUCAAGAAAAAAAAACAAAAAAAAAACAGGGUUUCAAGGAGGCGAUGGAUUUGGGAGGAGGAAGAUGGACAGCGUUAAAAAGAGAGAAAGAGAGUUUCAUUUGUACAUACAGUCCGUUCUGGGAUCAGUGUGGUAGCUCAUUUAAGACAUUCCUCUUUAGCUCCUCUAGCUUACACUAACACGCUGAGACCUCCAGAGAGCCGCGCUAACGUUCAGUUGAACCUUCACGCAAAAAAAAAAGACAAAACUCGAUGAAGUGGGAGGAAGAAGCGAGAAAGAGAAUGAAGCAGUUUAGCUGAGGAAGCAUAUCGCCUGCAGGACAGAUACAGAUUCAGUCUCCCGUCGCCGUCACACCAGCGUCGGGUUCAAAUCUCUAAAGUGAAGUGCUGCACCACAGGUUGUUCAUAUUCGAUUUGUGUUCUCGAAUUGAAGCUCAUCUAACUCUCAUUGUGUUGACUUUUGUUUUUUAUUAACAUCUUUUUUUUUUUCCUCUCUUAUUCUUUUAACCAUUCCUCAGUGAAGUUUUAUACGAAAUGUAACAGAGGGCAUUUAUUUCUUAAUUUGUAACCGACAUCAUGUAUUUGGUGUUUAACCUUAUUUUGCACAUUAACACAUAUCUAUAGCAAAAAAGUCUAAAAGGCAGAUCGCAUAUGUUGAGUCCAGGUUUAUUUCUGAGCAUCAGGAACAAUGACAAGAGCACAUAUCAGAGGCUACACUGGAUGAUAGCUGUUUCUCAAAAGGUUUACUAGAAAGAAAGACGUGAUAUUAAAGGGACGACAUAUUCAAAGGUUUUAUUUCUUGAUGCUGUUCGUGAAAAUGUUUGCUCUGCGCCGCGAGUGCUGCACUUGGGAGCCUCUGGUUCUACUAAUGAAGGAGAUGUGUGUUUAGAAAUGCAGAUGGGCGUUAAUAAACUCUGGCCGACCAACCAGCAGUACGCCUACUGUGUCAUAUGAAAGGGAAUUUAAGGUGUAAAGUAGAAACAGAGGCACCCAUUGCCUGUGUUAGCGUAAUUCUUGGUGAUUUAUCUUCAUUGUAAAAGACACAAAACUUUCCCCUCAAAACUGAAAAAUGACAUAAAGUCGCCUGCCCUCAGGUCAACCAACCUGCUGGUCAGAGAAACAAAAACCUGCUUUAUCCUCAUUUUCUGGGAAAAACACUUUCCCUGCCCCACAUGAAGACAUAACGACGAAGCAUCUAUGCACUGAUCGAAGCUCCAAGUGCACCGUACCUCACAAAAACCCUCAAGAACCGAUACGAGCGCCUGUCAGAGCAAACAUUCUCACCUCAGUGACUAAUUUGCAGAGGUAUAUUAUUUUGGAUUGUGUAUUUAUUGUUUGCAAUGUACAUAUUAGUUUGCAGCUCUUUGCACAUAUUAAUAAAAGGUUCAACUAACUGAUCAAAUAAAGUCUGUGCGGUUUAGUUGUUCUGCUCAUAAUGAACCAAAUGUCGGCGUGGCAGCCUCUUCCAGUCCCAUCUGGGAGAGAGUUGAAUGUAAAGAUGUGUUUUUUUUUUUUUUCCUUCUUUUAAAAAAAAAGGAAAAAGAGACCUAAAAUGUAACCCACCGCACCUCCUCGCAGGACGCGGGUUACAUUAGUGCUUCCUCUUUAUCGGAAAGCGGUUUGAGCGAAUCGAAUAUUUACUCACUACCCAUCCUAACUAACCAGCCGUCAGAAUUCUAUCACAUGAAGACAAAACAGGUGGUUUCUAACUCAUUUUAUUUUUUCUAAUAUCAGGGAAUAUAACACAAAGUAGCUAGUGAAAAUCGAAAAUGACAGUAUACUAUCGUUUGUGUCUUUCUUCAACUCAACACUUUAUUUUGUUUUUUUCCGUUGAUGCCUUUAACUAGCCAUGAUAUUUUCCAUCCCCCCCCCUCCUCCUCUGACGAUUAAUAUCAGUUAACUCCCUUUUCGGAUUUGUUCACCAAAAAAGAAAAAAAAAAGACAAAAAAAGACAAGACCAUGACAUUAACACUGUACAUUAUUUGUCAUACUGGUUUCAUUUUCAUACUUAUUUUGUAAAUAUCUGUGUUGUAUGGAGCUUGAACUAAAAUGUAAAUAUGUUUACUGUAUUUGUAAUAAUUAUAAUCCAUUCGCUGUAUAGCAUAGAUGUGUCAUGCAGAUAUCCUAAUUCUGUGUAUGGUAAUCUUGCACCAUUGAACUGUUUAGUGAAUGAGGCAACAAUAAAAAGUGCAAACUGUGCAUUAGCAGAAGA
Molecule: messenger RNA, 9044 nt
Organism: Stegastes partitus (bicolor damselfish)
Lineage: Eukaryota; Metazoa; Chordata; Actinopteri; Pomacentridae
Gene: kif1b
Product: kinesin family member 1B
Exons: 49
Coding region: 356-5761 (1801 amino acids)
Biological process (GO): microtubule-based movement
Molecular function (GO): microtubule binding; microtubule motor activity; ATP binding
Source: RefSeq, a predicted model, not a curated record